This is a messenger RNA of Rubroshorea leprosula, 3158 nucleotides long. Lineage: Eukaryota; Viridiplantae; Streptophyta; Magnoliopsida; Malvales; Dipterocarpaceae. The record is from the annotation of a GenBank genome assembly.
CUUAUGAAAUUCGAAAAAGGCGAAAAUCAAAAAUUUGAAACCACGAUUUCCUCCUCCAUCGUACAAAGCAGAAACCAUCUCCUCUCUCUUCCUCUCUCACCUACAGUCUACAGACGAGCUCCAAAAUCUUUGUUUCCUCCAGUUCUGCUUCUCCGAUCCGACUAUCCAUCCCUCAACUAAUCGCCAAUCAAUUGGUCAAUGGCCGACGAAGCAGCGUCCACGGCUCAAUCCUCGUCUGCGGCGCCGCUGGGAUCUUCGGUCAUUCCUAUAGUGAACAAGCUGCAGGACAUAUUCGCCAACCUUGGUAGCCGUUCCACAAUAGAGCUGCCGCAGGUGGCGGUGGUUGGGAGCCAGAGCAGCGGGAAGUCUAGCGUCCUCGAGGCACUCGUCGGUCGUGAUUUUCUCCCUCGUGGUUCUGAAAUCUGCACUCGCCGUCCACUCGUUCUUCAGCUUAUCCAGGGGAAGGUGUCGGAUGGGGAGUAUGGAGAGUUCCUUCAUUUGCCUGGCAAGCGUUUCUACGACUUCUCGGAGAUCCGCAGAGAAAUUCAGGCUGAGACAGAUAGAGAAGCUGGAGGUAACAAAGGUGUCUCUGACAAGCAGAUUCGAUUGAAAAUUUACUCACCAAAUGUUCUUGAUAUCACCCUUGUCGAUCUUCCUGGCAUUACAAAGGUUCCUGUGGGUGACCAGCCUUCAGACAUUGAAGCUCGAAUUAGAACAAUGAUCAUGUCUUACAUCAAACAGCCAAGUUGUCUCAUUCUAGCUGUUACAGCAGCUAAUUCAGAUUUGGCAAACUCCGAUGCUCUUCAAAUUGCAGGAAAUGCUGAUCCUGAUGGUUAUAGAACCAUUGGUGUUGUAACAAAGUUGGAUAUAAUGGACAGAGGUACUGAUGCCCGUAAUCUGUUGCUUGGGAAAGUGAUUCCCCUUCGACUUGGUUAUGUAGGUGUUGUAAAUCGUAGUCAGGAGGAUAUUCUACUCAAUCGCAGUAUCAAGGAUGCACUUGUAGCUGAGGAAAAGUUCUUUCGUAGUCGUCCUGCAUAUAAUGGCCUCGCAGAUCGUUGUGGCAUGCCACAGUUGGCAAAGAAGCUGAACCAGAUUUUAGUUCAACAUAUCAAGGCAAUACUGCCUGGGCUGAAGUCACGCAUUAGUUCUCUUCUUGUUUCUGUAGCAAAGGAGCAUGCAAGCUUUGGAGAAAUCACAGAAUCAAAGGCUGGCCAGGGAGCUCUUCUCCUAAAUAUUCUUUCAAAAUACAGUGAAGCAUUUUCAUCAAUGGUAGAGGGGAAAAAUGAAGAAAUGUCCACAUCUGAGCUGUCUGGUGGAGCAAGGAUUCACUACAUUUUCCAAUCCAUCUUUGUAAAGAGUUUAGAGGAGGUUGAUCCAUGUGAGGAUUUGACAGAUGAUGACAUUCGAACUGCAAUUCAGAAUGCAACUGGUACUAGAUCAGCACUGUUUGUACCAGAAGUCCCAUUUGAAGUACUUGUUCGAAGACAAAUUGCUCGUUUGCUAGAUCCAAGCCUUCAGUGUGCCAGGUUCAUAUAUGAUGAAUUAAUAAAGAUUAGCCAUCGAUGUAUGUUGAAUGAACUGCAGCGGUUUCCAGUCCUGAGAAAGCGCAUGGAUGAAGUCAUUGGAAACUUCCUACGGGAAGGCCUUGAACCAUCGGAGACAAUGAUAGGGCAUAUUAUUGAAAUGGAGAUGGACUACAUAAAUACAUCCCACCCAAAUUUUGUUGGUGGGAGCAAGGCAGUAGAGACUGCAAUGCAGCAGGUCAAGUCUUCUAGGAUUUAUGUGCCUAUUUCCAGAUCAAAGGAUGGAGUAGAGCCUGACAAGGCACCGGCUUCAGAAAGAAGUCUAAAAUCUAGGGCUAUUCUUGCACGACAUGCUAAUGGAACUCUGGCUGAACAGGGAAGUCGUCCUGGGGCUGAUGUCGACAAAGUUCCAUCUUCUGGAAACUCAAGUGGUUCAAGUUGGGGUAUUUCAUCAAUAUUUGGUGGAAGUGACAAUCGUGCUUCUGUAAAGGAGAGUGCUAGCAGCAAACAAUUUAGUGAACCUCUUCAUUCCAUUGAACAAUCAUGCUCUAUGAUCCAUUUGAAGGAGCCUCCAACUGUCUUGAAGCCAUCAUCAGAAAGCCAUUCUGAACAGGAGGCUGUGGAAAUUCUUGUCACAAAAUUGCUGUUAAAAUCAUAUUAUGACAUUGUUCGGAAGAAUAUUGAGGACUCUGUACCUAAAGCAAUUAUGCACUUUCUGGUGAACCAUACGAAACGUGAAUUACACAAUGUCUUCAUCAAAAAGCUUUACAGAGAGAACCUAUUUGAAGAAAUGUUACAGGAGCCAGAGGAGAUAGCGACAAAGAGAAAACACACUCGAGAAAUGCUACGUGCUCUUCAACAAGCUUUCCGGACACUUGAUGAAUUGCCAUUGGAAGCUGAAACAGUUGAGAGGGGUUACAGUUUGGGGUCUGAUCCAACUGGUCUGCCAAAGAUCCAUGGUCUUCCAACAUCAUCAAUGUAUUCUACAAGCAGUGGUUCCACUGAUUCCUAUACAGCUUCUCCCAAAAACUCCAAAUCUCGAAAGUCAUCUCAUUCUGGAGAGCUACAAUCACCUUAUGCCCAUUCACCUUAUGUCCAAGCUGAUUCAAAUGGAAGUGGGCGUCAUUACAUGCCAGGUCCAUAUUCAAGUUGAUCUGUGAGCCAUUUGAAUAUGAAUGUUGGUCAAGGCAUCUCAUAUUCAUUGAUUUUCUGCCCAAUUCCUCAUUGAAGAUCAUUAGAUCACACCAUUUGGAGCUGGCUCAUUACAACAUUGAUACUUCUACCUAGGUAUCUGGAGGUCAGAUAUUGUGCAUUUACCUUGUUGCUCCAUAUACUUUUUCCUUGUGGUUCUUAAUACUAUAAUGUUAAGAUCGAUUGUUUGGAAGCUCCAUAAAGCAUAACUGCGAGUAUAUUUACCCUAUACCUACUGCCAGGAAUAAUAAUUUUUCACUUCUUAUCAUAUCAUCUUUACCGCAAUCCUUUAAUUUAAGUAUAUUGUUGACGUUAGUCCAGAGUACCCUGCUCCACUACGUGGAUGGAGUUCUUGUAUUCUAGUUCCAUGCUGUUUGAGUUCAUGUCAUUUUAUGUAUUGAUCUCAAGUCGAAAUUUUUGUCUGACGAUGGAUUACUAUUAUAC